Sclerotinia sclerotiorum 1980 UF-70 is the source of this 372-nucleotide messenger RNA. RefSeq lists its product with no specific name. The record is from RefSeq and is a predicted model, not a curated record. Bases 1 to 372 code for a protein of 123 amino acids. Lineage: Eukaryota; Fungi; Ascomycota; Leotiomycetes; Helotiales; Sclerotiniaceae. The transcript is spliced from 2 exons.
AUGGCUCGCCUAACACCAUCAUUGAUCCUCUUCAUGAUCGCCUCUCUCGCAAUUGCUUCUCCCCUAAACCCCAUGAUGGAACUCAUUCCCCGAACCGAUGCAUCGCAAGACGACUCACCGUCCACCACCAUCGUCGCUAAAAAUAUCGACGGUUGCAAUGUCCAAGGCAUGGCAGAAGCAGGACUUACCUCAAAAAUCUUUGGCACAUAUACCCUUGACGAUCUUGUAACUUGUCAAACAGUCUGUGGAAGAGUUACACCUUCGUAUAACCAGUGGAUGGAUAAUUUGGUUUUGAGUGAUACUAGUAGUGGGAUUUUCUUUUCGGAUAAAUAUCCAAGCGAUGGGACGAAUUUUUGUUAUCAAUAUGCCUGA